AGUGGCGGAGGCAUCCUUGAAACUCCCAGAGUCCCUGGUGGGGGGGUGGCGCGUGGGAAGAGAGGGAGGAAAGAAGAGCCGUGGCGCUCGGGUGAGGAAAAAGUUUGCAAGUCUGGACAGAAGGGAAGAGUGCUCCCGAGAGACCGACUUUGGUGCAGGGGAGGGGGGAAGGAAGAAGUGCUUCUUUUUCCCCCCUCCACUCUUAAGGAGCUGCUUUCUCUUCUCCCAAGCCGAGGGGCACCAUUGGGGCACCCCUGCUGUCCCUCUCCGCCUCCGGCUCUCUCCCCGUACACCCUUAAGAUUUUGUCAGUUGGUCAGAGCCAGCCAGGGAUCUCGUGCGGGGGCUGACGGAGCUGCGGGAGCUGAAGAAUGAAACUGCGUGGAGUCAGCCUGGCUGCGCUCUCGUUCUUACUGGCCGUGAGCCUUUGGGGGCAGCCCGCAGAGGCUGCGGCUUGCUAUGGGUGUUCUCCAGGAACUAAGUGUGACUGUAGUAGCAUAAAAGGACAGAAGGGGGAGAGAGGAUUGCCAGGUUUGGAAGGCCAUCCAGGUUUGCCUGGAUUUCCAGGUCCAGAAGGGCCUCCAGGGCCUCAGGGGCAAAAGGGCAAUGAUGGAAUUCCAGGGCCACCGGGACCAAAAGGGAUCAGAGGUCCUCCUGGACUUCCUGGAUUUCCAGGGACACCAGGUCUUCCUGGAAUGCCUGGCCAUGAUGGGGCUCCAGGACCACAAGGUAUCCCUGGAUGCAAUGGAACCAAGGGAGACCGUGGAUUUCCAGGCAGUCCCGGUUUUCCUGGUUUACAGGGUCCUCCAGGACCUCCUGGGAUCCCAGGUAUGAAGGGAGAACCAGGUAGUAUAAUUAUGUCAUCACUGCCAGGACCAAAGGGUAAUACAGGAUAUCCAGGUCCUCCCGGAAUACAAGGUCCAUCUGGUCCCACUGGUGUACCAGGACCAAUUGGUCCCCCAGGACCACCAGGUUUGAUGGGCCCUCCUGGUCCACCAGGACUUCCAGGACCAAAGGGUAAUAUGGGCUUAAAUUUCCAGGGACCCAAGGGCGAAAAGGGUGAACAAGGUCUUCAGGGCCCUCCUGGACCACCUGGGCAAAUCAGUGAACAGAAAAGACCAAUUGAUGUGGAGUUUCAGAAAGGAGAUCAGGGGCUUCCUGGUGACCGAGGGCCUCCUGGACCUCCAGGGAUACGUGGUCCUCCAGGUCUUCCAGGUUGUGUGAAAGGUGAAAAGGGUGAGCAAGGAGAACCGGGCAAAAGAGGUAAACCAGGAAAAGAUGGAGAGAAUGGCCAACCAGGAAUUCCAGGUUUGCCUGGUGAUCCUGGUUACCCUGGUGAACCAGGAAAGGAUGGAGAAAAGGGCCAAAAAGGUGACAUUGGCCCAAGAGGGCCCCCUGGACUUGUAAUUCCUAGGCCUGGGACUGGUGUGAUUGUAGGAGAGAAGGGAAACAUUGGGUUACCUGGUUUGCCCGGAGAAAAAGGAGAACAAGGAUUUCCUGGAAUACAGGGUCCACCUGGCUUUCCUGGACCUCCAGGGACUGCAGUUAUGGGUCCUCCUGGUCCCCCUGGCUUUCCUGGAGAAAGGGGCCAUAAAGGUGAUCAAGGUCCACCAGGAAUUUCUAUUCCUGGACCUCCUGGACCUGUUGGACAGCUGGGAGCUCCUGGCCCUCCAGGUCCUCCUGGCCCUCCUGGCCAUCACAUCCCUCCUAGUGAUGAUAUUUGUGAAGCAGGCCCUCCAGGUCCUCCAGGAUCUCCAGGUGAUAGAGGACUCCAAGGAGAACAAGGAAUAAAAGGUGAAAAGGGUGACACGUGUUUCAACUGCAUUGGAACUGGUAUUUCAGGACCUCCAGGUCAACCUGGUUUGCCAGGUCUUCCAGGUCCUCCAGGAUCUGUUGGUUUCCCUGGACAGAAAGGUGAAAAAGGACAUGCUGGUGCAACUGGUCCCAAAGGAUUAAUGGGUACACCAGGAGCUCCAGGUGCUCCAGGUUUUCCUGGCUCUAAAGGUGAACCUGGUGACAUCCUCACUUUUCCAGGAAUGAAGGGUGACAAAGGAGAGUUGGGUUCCCCUGGUCCUCCAGGGCUGCCUGGUUUACCUGGCACCCCUGGAAAGGAUGGAUUGCCAGGUCUUUCUGGCCCCAAAGGAGAACCUGGUGGAAUUGCUUUUAAGGGUGAAAGAGGUCCUCCUGGAAACCCUGGCUUACCAGGUCUCCCAGGGAAUAGGGGGCCAAUGGGCCCUCUUGGUUUUGGCCCUCCAGGCCCAGUAGGUGAAAAAGGCAUACAAGGUGUGGCAGGAAAUCCAGGCCAGCCAGGAAUACCAGGUCCUAAAGGUGAUCCAGGUCAUACCAUAACCCAACCAGGGAAACCAGGCUUGCCCGGUAACCCAGGAAGAGAUGGUGAAGUGGGUCUUCCAGGUGACCCUGGACUCCCAGGCCAACCAGGCUUGCCAGGAAUACCCGGUAGCAAAGGAGAACCAGGUAUCCCUGGAAUUGGACGUACUGGACCACCUGGUCCCAAAGGUUUUCCUGGAAUCCCAGGGCCUCCAGGAGCACCUGGGAGACCUGGGAGUGUUGGUCUAGAAGGUCCUUCUGGGCCACCAGGAUUUCCAGGACCAAAGGGGGAACCAGGAUUUGGUCUGCCUGGACCGCCUGGGCCUCCUGGGCUCCCAGGUUUCAAAGGGACACUUGGCCCAAAAGGGGAUCGUGGUUUCCCAGGACCUCCAGGUCCUCCUGGACACACUGGCUUGGAUGGGCUACCUGGAACAAAAGGUGAUGUUGGACCAAAUGGACACCCUGGGCCAAUGGGACCACCUGGUUUACCAGGAAUAGGUGUACAGGGACCACCAGGAUCACCAGGGAUUCCUGGACCAAUAGGCCAACCUGGACCUCCCCUGGUGGCGCAGGCGGUUGAGUGCAGCGCUGUGAAGCUGUCCGCAGCCUCUGCAGCGCCGGUUCGAUCCCAGCCGGCCGGAGAGGGUCCCACAUGGCGUGACAGAUCUCUCCUGUCUCGCUGUUCCCCUCAGCAGUGUAUUUCGUCAGUCUGCCUGUUUUGUUCCCAGCUCGGUAAUCCUGGUCGUCCAGGUCUCAAUGGAAUGAAAGGAGAUCCUGGUCUCCCUGGUGUUCCAGGAUUCCCAGGCAUGAAAGGACCCAGUGGAGUACCUGGUUCAACUGGCCCUGAGGGAGAACCAGGACUUACUGGCCCCCCAGGUCCCCCUGGAUUACCAGGUCCUUCAGGACAGAGUAUUAUAAUCAAAGGAGAUGCUGGUCCACCAGGGAUACCAGGCCAGCCUGGAUUAAAAGGUCCACCAGGACUACCAGGACCUCAAGGUUUACCAGGUCCAAUUGGCCCUCCAGGAGAUCCUGGACACAAUGGACUCCCUGGCUUUGAUGGUGCAGGAGGGCGCAAAGGAGACCCAGGUCUCCCAGGCCAGCCAGGUACCCGUGGUUUAGAUGGUCCCCCUGGACCAGAUGGAUUGCAAGGUCCCCCAGGUCCCCCUGGAACCUCCUCUAUUGCCCAUGGAUUCCUCAUCACACGUCAUAGCCAGACAACAGAUGCACCACAGUGCCCACAGGGAACUGUCCAGAUUUAUGAAGGCUUUUCUCUUCUGUAUGUACAAGGAAAUAAAAGAGCUCAUGGCCAAGAUUUGGGAACAGCCGGAAGCUGCCUUCGUCGCUUCAGUACUAUGCCUUUCAUGUUCUGCAAUAUCAAUAAUGUUUGCAACUUUGCCUCAAGAAAUGACUAUUCUUACUGGCUCUCUACCCCAGAGCCCAUGCCAAUGAGCAUGGAACCCCUGAAGGGCCAGAGUAUCCAGCCAUUCAUUAGUCGAUGUGCAGUAUGUGAAGCUCCAGCUGUUGUGAUUGCAGUUCACAGUCAGACCAUACAGAUUCCCCAUUGUCCUCAGGGAUGGGAUUCUCUCUGGAUUGGUUAUUCCUUCAUGAUGCACACAAGUGCAGGGGCAGAGGGCUCAGGUCAAGCCCUGGCCUCUCCUGGUUCCUGUUUGGAAGAGUUUCGUUCAUCUCCCUUCAUUGAAUGCCAUGGACGUGGUACCUGCAACUACUAUGCCAACUCCUACAGCUUUUGGCUGGCAACUGUAGAUAUGUCAGACAUGUUCAGCAAACCUCAGUCAGAAACAUUGAAAGCAGGAGACUUGAGGACACGUAUUAGCCGAUGUCAAGUGUGCAUGAAGAGAACAUAACAUUUUGAAGAAUACUUUGUGUGCUUUUAACUGUGAGAUAUAUAUUUCCCCGGAUGCAAUGUCUCACUAUCCCCAACUACCACUGUUGUCACCAAUGGUGCUACUGUAUAUGACCAAGAGAACAUGCUGACUAGUAACCACAACAAUUCAGAUGUACCUCAGCAGUGUGCUAGAGCAAGGUCUCUAUUAUUUUUCUACGAAAGAAAUAAGGAAAUGAAUUUACUUUUUGGGUCCAGAAUGACUUUCUCCAAGGAUUAUGAGAUGAAGAUUAUAUAUUUUGCCGGGUAACUAAAACGGCAUGUUAAAAAUUCAAUUAAGAGAAGAAUCACACUGAGUAAAAUAAAAGACUGCAGUUUGGGGAAAGAAUUAUUUUUCAUGGUGCUACUAAUCCUACUGUAUCCCAGGUUUUUAAUAUAAAAGUGUUAAGCUUAUUUUGCUCUGUAAGUAAAGAAUGUGUAUAUUAUAUAAACAGCCUUUUAGCUCAAAAUGUUGAGUCAUUUAGAUGUGACCUGAUAUGAAUCACUCUUUACAGAAAAUGUAGAAAAUCCUAAAAUACAGACAGCAAAAUUUUAUAUCCGUGUUUAUUGAAGUGAGAGAAUUUCUAUUCUUGCAUCAAGUUACUACUGAGAGUAAAUUUAUUUUGGUUUUAAUCCCUAAGUUCUUAUUUGAAAUUUUAUUAAAAAUAGGUCAUUUUAGUCACUUUAAUGUCAUUUAGUCACUUUAAUCAGAUUUUUAAAUGUUCAGGUAACAUACCAUUCUCUUAACACCAACUGCCCUGUUUUAAUAUUUCCUAUAUCUUGUUUUUGCUCAUUCUGUGCUUCUUUUGUAAGAAUUAUUAUUCUCCUAUGAUCUCUGCUCGGAGCUGGGAAGACAAUGUUUUGUUCAUUGUCUCUCUUCAAUGACAAAAAGCCAGUUGAUGUUUUUAUUAUUUUUUAUUUUAUUUUAAACAUUUUGUUAUAGUCAUAGAAUAUCUUAUUUCCCUGGCUGCCAUCUUUUCACAUGUUUCUUAAUUCACCAAUAUCAAUUUAAUUAAAGUUAUUUUAUAAAGAUGGUUUGUUGUGUAUGACUUCAGCCUGUGUGUAAAAAUCUGCUCAUUUGCAGCUAGACAACACAUAGCACAUCAGCAAGUAGUCCCCUCUCAGAGAAUAAUUUAGAACAAUUCCAAACCAAAGAUGCUUAUGGAGACUUUGAU
Messenger RNA from Talpa occidentalis (Iberian mole), 5383 nucleotides. RefSeq names its product collagen type IV alpha 5 chain (gene COL4A5). Bases 370 to 4191 code for a protein of 1273 amino acids. The record is from RefSeq and is a predicted model, not a curated record. Gene Ontology annotation, molecular function: extracellular matrix structural constituent. The transcript is spliced from 40 exons. NCBI's taxonomy places the organism in Eukaryota, Metazoa, Chordata, Mammalia, Eulipotyphla, Talpidae. Gene Ontology annotation, cellular component: basement membrane; collagen trimer.